AUGCCUGACCAAAACAAGUUUGUUGUUGACUUUCUUAUGGGUGGUGUUUCCGCCGCCGUAUCAAAGACCGCUGCUGCUCCUAUUGAACGUAUUAAGCUCUUGAUUCAAAAUCAAGAUGAAAUGAUUAAGCAAGGCCGCCUUUCUUCACCUUAUAAGGGUAUUACUGAUUGUUUUGCUCGUACUGUCAAGGAUGAAGGCGUCAUCUCUUUAUGGAGAGGAAAUACAGCCAAUGUCAUCCGUUACUUUCCUACUCAAGCUUUGAAUUUCGCUUUCAGAGAUGAAUUCAAGCGCAUGUUUAACCGCAACAAAAAGGAUGGAUAUUGGCCAUGGUUUGCUGGUAAUUUGGCUUCAGGUGGACUUGCUGGCGCGUCUUCCCUUCUUUUUGUCUAUUCACUAGACUAUGCACGAACACGUCUUGCUAAUGAUGCCAAGUCUGCAAAGAAGGGCGGUGAACGUCAAUUCAAUGGUCUGAUUGAUGUUUAUAAAAAGACUCUCAAAACAGAUGGCAUUGUUGGUCUUUAUCGUGGUUUCAACAUUUCCUGUGUUGGUAUCAUCGUUUAUCGUGGUCUUUAUUUUGGUAUGUAUGACUCCAUUAAGCCUAUUAUGCCUGUAAAUCUCCAAUCAUCUUUCAUUGCUACCUUCUUACUUGGUUGGGCUGUAACUACUGGUGCUGGUCUUGCCUCUUAUCCUAUUGAUACUGUUCGUCGUCGUAUGAUGAUGACCUCCGGUGCUGCUAUCAAAUACGAUUCUUCUCUUCAUGCUUUCCGUGAGAUUGUGGCCAAGGAAGGAAUUAGUUCUCUCUUCAAGGGCGCAGGUGCUAAUAUUCUUCGUGCUAUUGCUGGUGCUGGUGUAUUAUCUGGUUAUGAUCAACUUCAGUUGAUUCUGUUUGGUAAGAAGUUCUCCGGUGGAUCUGGUUAA
Messenger RNA from Rhizopus microsporus ATCC 52813, 918 nucleotides. Its product is annotated as mitochondrial ADP/ATP translocator. Gene Ontology annotation, molecular function: ATP:ADP antiporter activity. Gene Ontology annotation, cellular component: mitochondrial inner membrane. Gene Ontology annotation, biological process: mitochondrial ATP transmembrane transport; mitochondrial ADP transmembrane transport. Bases 1 to 918 code for a protein of 305 amino acids. Lineage: Eukaryota; Fungi; Mucoromycota; Mucoromycetes; Mucorales; Rhizopodaceae. The record is from RefSeq and is a predicted model, not a curated record. The transcript is spliced from 3 exons.